UCGGGCACCGCCCUAGCCGCCAAGCUCAGCCCGCGCUCCACUGCCUACUCCCGUGAAUCCCUCGCAGGGCACUGCUACCUCUACUGCUGCUGCGCCGCCGCCUACCUGACUCCGUCAACUCGGCGCCUCACGAUCGUCCAGCCUCCCGGCGGAGCCACCAUCCCCACGUCCAUGAUGGCCAAAACGAUUGCCGCGCGGCGCCGCCGACGCCGCACCAUCACAGCCGCCGCCCCCGCCCACGCCAUGACCUCAGCCAUCGCGGCCGCCCCCAGUAGCCCAACGCCGACCAUGGCCCCGCAGCAAAGAGGUAGCAGGAAGCGGAAAGCGACCGUGCUCCAGGCCACCGCCAGGAGCUCAUCCUCGUCGGCUGGGGCAGACGGAGAGGGGCCCCAGCUACCUAAGACGCAGAGGAGGCCGGCGACUCGUCGCUCGCUGGUGCACUACCUGAAGGACCGCGAGGUCGGUAUGCGGGGCAGCGCAGGGAUCCCGGGCUUCGAGCGCCAGCUGAGCUGCCACGUGGUGCGGGGCCUGCCUAGGAUGCUGACGGAGCGCCCGCUGGCCCUGGGCACCCUCAACAAGGUGUUCGCCUCGCAGUGGCUGAACGCCAGGCAGGUGGUGUGCGGCACCAAGUGCAACACGCUCUUCGUGCUGGACGUGCAUUCGGGCCACAUCACGCGCCUCCCCCUGAUGCGGGACAGGGUGCCGGCGCUGGUUCGAGCCAAGCCUGGCUGUGGCAUCCACGCCAUCGAGCUGAAUCCCUCCAAGACGCUUCUGGCCACCGGGGGCGAAAAUCCCAAUAGUCUGGCCAUCUAUCAGCUGCCCACCCUGGACCCCGUGUGUUUGGGCGACCGCCAGGGCCACAGCGAUUGGAUCUUUGCCAUCGCCUGGAUCAGCGACAACAUGGUUGUGAGCGGCUCCCGCGAUGGCACCGUGGCGUUAUGGCGGCUGGACUUUGACAUUUUCAAUGACAGUGUAGUCAGGCGCAAUGCCAUGGGGUCCCCUAUGUUUGCCCACAUCCGCCCCAGUGCCAUGGAAGACAUCCCCAAGGCCAGCACAAACUCCUGUCACCACCAGGUGCGCUCUCUUGCCUUCAGCAGCCAGAACCAGGAGCUGGGAGCCGUAUCCCUGGACGGCUACUUCCACCUGUGGAAACCUCGGAGCAACCUGUCCAGGCUGCUGUCCUUCAGGCUGCCCUACUUCCGAGAGAACGUGUGCCUGACCUACUGCGAGGAGUUGUCCCUGUACGCCGUGGGCUCUGAGUCCCAUGUCUCCUUCGUAGAUCCGCGCCAGCGCCAGCACAACAUCCGCCCGCUGUGCUGCCGGGAAGGUGGCACCUGCGUCCGUUCACUAAGCUUCUACCACGACAUCAUCACCGUGGGAACGGGCCACGGCUCCCUGCUCUUCUAUGAUGUCCGCGCCCAGAAGUUCUUGGAGGAGAGAGGGGAUGCCAUUCCAGACUCCUCUCCAGGGUCUUCGAGGAGGCAGCUCAAGCUCACCUGUGGCAGAGGCUGGCUCAAACACGAUGGACUCUGGUCAAACUACUUAGAUGGUGUGGACGAACUGACAAAUGCGCUCUACACCCACUGCUACAACUGGCCAGAGAUGAAGCUCUUCGUGGCCGGGGGGCCUCUCCUUUCUGUCCUCCAUGGGCACUACGCGGGCCUGUGGAGCUAAGUAUGGUCACUCCUCAAAGUACGAAAAUUAACCCUCUAAUUCCUUCUUUACUUUGGCAUGUAGCAUGUAUGCUUUUAAUUCCAUAAGUUUUGUUUUUCAGGUGGAAUUGGCCUGAUUUAACUCUCCCCAACACUAACUUUUUGAAUUUUCAUCCAUGUAAUUUUGGCUAAACAUUAGUUUCAUUCUGUCUUUAAGUAAAUCACAUAUUCUGUUUCAUUAAGGGGAUGCUAUCAUUAUCUUACAGCUGUGUAUAUAUUCUUUUUGUAUUACUUAUAUUUCAACAUUAUAGUGGGUUUUUUCAGGGCAGAUAUAUAGUAAUUCAGGAUAUUUUCUAAACAAAAGUUAUUACUAUGUUCUGGAGAGCUCACUGUGAUUUUAUAACAUUAUUGUAAUUGUAAAAUACAUUAGUUUUGGAAGCAUUUCAUUUAAAAUGCACACAUCUGCAUUUUUUGGUUUCUUAAGUCCUUUUUUGAUGAAAUGAAAAAAAAAGUUGUCUUAGAAUCUUGUAUAAAAAUCCCAUUUGAUUAGAAUACUUCAAAGAUGCAAGGGUUCUACUUUACUGAAUUAAUCAGAAAAAAAACAAACCGAUCUGUUUUCUCCCUUAUUUUGAUUGUUUAUGAUCUCUCUUAACUGAUAAAAUGCUUUAAUACUUCAAGUUUUUUGACAAUACUUUAAUACUUGUUUGAGAAAUUUGCACAAAGCUUCAGUUCCAGCACUCAAAUCAGGGUUCUUAACUGUAAAUGUGAAAAGUAUGACAGACUUGGGGGAAUAUAUUUUGACCCAGGGGAUAGACUAGACAUUUUUGCUGUGGCUAUUUUUGAUAUUAGAUUUUAUAUUUCAUAAUACUUUAAAUUUUCCAGUUUUAUUUUAAAAAGUCCAAAGAAGAAAAAUGAGCUCUUUCUGCUCCUUCUGGAAAAAGAUUCUGAACAUGUUAAGUCUAAAUUGCUAAUAUUUUCUUUUUUUAAGGACUUAUACCCAAAGUAGAAUAAAUGUGUUGUUAAAAAACAAGGAUGUGAUAAUAUAUGAUAAUCAACACAGGAAGUUUUUUUUCUAAGUGAUUAGCUGCAAAUUAAAACUUAAUGAGAUUAGUUUGAGGAAAAGUAUUUUGGGACAUAGGUAAAUGCAAAUUGUGGACAAUUGUGAAAACCGUUUGUACUUCUCUAUAUGUUAGAAUAUUGAAAGAGGCAAGGGAAAUUGUCCCUUCAUCAAAAGUAGGCAGAUUAUGCUGACUUUGGAUUAUUAUUGUGUCAGAUUUGCUAAUACUUGCUGUUUAAAGGAUAUAUUCAUUUCUUUGAAAGGCAGAGAGAGUGAUAGUGAUAGGCAGAGUUAAAGAGUGGGGAGGGGGGAGAGUUCCAUCCACUGGUUCACUCCGCAAAUGGCCACAACAGCCAGAGUGAAGCCAAGAGUUUGAUCUGAGACUCCUACAUGGGUGGCAGGGGCCCAUGUACUUACAUCAUCUCCUGCUUCUUUCUCAGGCAUGUAAGCAGGGAAUUGUAUUGGGAGGAGACCACUAGGAAUGUGAACCAGCACCCAUAUCAUAUGCCUGCAUUGCAGGCCAUGACUUAACCCGAUAUACUACAAAUGCCCCUCACGCCCACUGCCGCCGGGUUUUCCCUUAAUGUUUUGUCACUCAAAUGCUGCCUUGGUGUCUAGAUACUACAUGCUGGUAUUUUUCAAAUCAGAACCCGUAGUGUAAUAAGUGGUAUUAAAUAUAGGUCCAGAAAUGCAGAAAAAAAAAUCUGUAGUUCCUGAAGAUUGUUUUAAUAAGUUUAUAUUAUUGUUAUAUGAGUAAAACAUUUUGUGUGCAUGUUUCUCAAAAUCAGCUUUAAGCGCCUUGAAAGCAGUGAAUGUACCAUUCAUCUUUAUAUACCAUGAAUGCCUAGAAAAUCAAAAGUGAUCAGUAAAUAUUUCCUGAAUGAUUGUACUUCUGGAAACUUCUGGAAAGUUCAAGCUUUUCAUUAAAUAAAUAUUUAUGCUU
Molecule: messenger RNA, 3652 nt
Organism: Oryctolagus cuniculus (rabbit)
Lineage: Eukaryota; Metazoa; Chordata; Mammalia; Lagomorpha; Leporidae
Product: DDB1- and CUL4-associated factor 12-like protein 2
Cellular component (GO): Cul4-RING E3 ubiquitin ligase complex
Molecular function (GO): protein binding
Source: RefSeq, a predicted model, not a curated record